UUUUGUCUUUCCUUUGCAGGUGCAGUGCCCCACUGAUUGGUCUCCGAACCACCCUCGCAGCCAAUGGCUGUAGGCGAGACGAUGACGUCAGAGCGGAAGGAGCGGCGUAUAAUGGACGUGGCGGUGGAGUAACCUCGUCAAGGGGAGGUAGUUCGUGGAUCGAGAUGGAAGCUGGCAGACGAGAGAAGGGAUGCCGCGUGGUGCUGGGAGGGAGUUUCCCCGCUUCUGCUAUGAUGAUGUUUCUGCUACUGUUUGUGGCGGUGAUUUUUGACACGGCGUCAUGUAUGCUGUUUCAGAGUCGGAGAGUGGAGGAGAGUUGUCUCCCAGGCAUCACAGGCCACCAGUUGAGGGAGCUCAGCCGAGGGAUGGGCAACUCCAGUUAUUUGUAUGGCCAUUUGUUACGUCACAUCAUGGUGCCGCGCGUAUCUGGCACAGAGAGCAACAGGGUCGUGGGACAGGUUACAGAACGCCAUUUAUCGGCGCCAUCGACUCGGCAGUUCCCUGCUCUGUGAUGAUAGACACUGCGCGGAAACUAAGGGAGAUCACUUCAGACGCUCAAGGGCUAGGCCUUAAUGAGUACACCCUCCAGUACAUUUUCUUUGACGGUGAGGAGGCUUUCCAGACGUGGACCGCCACCGACUCGCUCUACGGUUCCCGCCAUCUGGCUCAGCUCUGGGAGAACUCCCCUGACCCACGUGACUCCAGUGCCAGUAACAAUUUGCAGAAUAUCGUGUGCGCUGUCUUCACCUCAUCUCCACGCCGUUCCCCAACGUGUGGCACACGCCCUACGACACAGGGCGCUACCUGGACGUGGCGCUCAUCGAGGACUUUAGCCGCAUCUUGCGGGUGUUCCUCACCUCCCUGUUGCUCGGACUCUGACGUCACAGCACCGUAUAGGGGAGCUGGGCGAAGAAUCCAUUCUGGAAGAUUCACGGAGUUAGUGCCAAAGAUCGUACAUAACAUUAACAUGAUAGCUCACUCAGCCAAAAAAGUGUCCGCGGAAGUCGGCGCAUUGGUUCAGAUGGCGCUGCAGUCUUUGUUUUUGAAGCCCUAUUUCGUUUCCCCAAAAGAAGAAUAGGGACAGCACUCUUACUUAUAUUAUUUUUUUAACACAAGUUGGGUAGAUCUAACUCUGAUCGCAAAGUCCGCACUUUUUCGAAAAGGGGGCCACCGAAUUUAGAGGACACUUUUGUAAUUGACUCAAAGAGAGGAGUGAACUAUCCUGUUAUGUAUGAUCUUUGAGCUGGGAGAAGAAUCAAUUGUGGAAGAUUCACGGGAUUAGUGCUACGGAAGAAGACUUCCGAAUCCUUUUUACAUAAACCAACGAUUGUCAGUUAGUUUAAUCAUUAAAACCUUCUUCUUUUUUUUAGAAUUUAUUUUUGAAAAAUAGAAGUUGAUGUUUCGUAGUGUUCUGAAAUCAAAGUUAUCCGAAAUCCUGAAGAUGUUCAGAGCCAACCAGGUAACCAUCAGCAGAAAUCAUAUCAUAAGAAAGUACACAACUGAAUUCGGACUCGAUGCCUACGAUUCCAAGCUUUCAAUAAUCCGGAACCUAACCGCCCACCACUGCCGUGCAGUGCCCGUGAAACCGAACCACAGAAUUGGGGAAAAAAUAGACGUGCGUUCUUGUGACGCAGUUUCCACCUCAGUCUCAUGAUAAUAGUAUUACAUGUAUUACGACGCUCCUUUUUGAGUUUGGUUCAACGGAGAAUGGUCAAGAGAACGACCCAAGUAUGAUAAUAAUUUUAGUAGGAUGCUCCGUUUUUGAGUUUGGUUCUACAGAGAGUGGUCAAGAGAGCGAUCGUAGUUCACUUAUGGAGGCAAAAUGAAAGCUUACGAGUUUGCCUGACGACUAGGCUAAAAGUUCAUUUCCAUCACUUACAUUUACAAAUUACACAGUAAUGGCUUUCUAUCUGAAACAUUAAACGCCUCCUGUUUUCAUACUAGAGAAAUAGAAACAGCUUUAAGUACAUUCGUCGUGUAAACAUACAGAACAUGUUCAAUAUAUUGGUGUGGACAAUGUGUCAUAUUCCUUUUAAAAAACUAUUCCUAUUUCUUUCUAUACAUGUAUUGAGAAACGUUAUCAUGGUGAGACUUUGAAAAUAAUAUACAGAACUCAUUCACUUACGAGAACAAAAAUGACGUAACACCGCUCAAAUGUUGCCAGACUUCAGGGCCUCAGUUGGAACACCAUAUUAAAGUAACAGAGAUACAAGUCUUUGAAGACUAGAUGUGACGACUCAAACACCGAAAAUGAUAACAGCUCAUGUUUAUACAUCAUGUAAUACAACUGCAAGUGCAAGUGUAGUUGAUGACUACUUUGGUCUAACCUUUAAAGAUAAGUGUUCGCUGCUCUAACAUACUUCGUCUGUUUCCCCUUAUCGUUGACCAAAAACCAGACUGAGACGUGCUGAAAAUGAUCCUGUUCCAAAAUUGUGUUUACAUGCCAUGUAGAAAAUGCCGAUUUGUUUCUGUCGAGUUAACAUAACAUUAUAGUAUAGCGUCCAUGUAACAUUAUAGCGUCAUCUUUUAACUAUUGUGAGACAACUAACGUCCUGACCAUCAAACCCGAGGAAUCCAGUUUUGAUCAGAUUUCUUUCAAUAUUAAUAUGUUUCACUUUUGUUCAUAUGUAUUACUAUGAGCGCUGCCUGUACUUGUGGUGUUGGGGUCAGGCACUUCACAAUUGUGUGCAAAAGACGUGAGUUCGAUCCCAAUAGUGGAGAAGUUAUGUAAUCCAACGAGUACCUCAGCCUGUCUACUCUGACGGUGUAUAUCCACUGAGCUCAGGCUAGACACCCUGAAAGAUAGGAUAGAAAAUGCCAACGCCGUAAAGUGAUAUUAGUUGUGUCAAUUUUGUAAUUUUAAUUAAAUUAAACUUUAUCUAUUUAUUUUA
This is a messenger RNA of Aplysia californica (California sea hare), 2891 nucleotides long. RefSeq names its product glutaminyl-peptide cyclotransferase-like protein. The record is from RefSeq and is a predicted model, not a curated record. Lineage: Eukaryota; Metazoa; Mollusca; Gastropoda; Aplysiida; Aplysiidae. Gene Ontology annotation, molecular function: glutaminyl-peptide cyclotransferase activity; zinc ion binding.